This is a messenger RNA of Neurospora hispaniola, 306 nucleotides long. RefSeq lists its product as uncharacterized. NCBI's taxonomy places the organism in Eukaryota, Fungi, Ascomycota, Sordariomycetes, Sordariales, Sordariaceae. The transcript has 3 exons. The coding region runs from base 1 to 306 and encodes 101 amino acids. The record is from RefSeq and is a predicted model, not a curated record.
AUGGCCAAAAGUCGACCCAGUCUUUUCCCUUUUUUUUUUCUUUUUUUUUUCGCCGAGGCAUGUGAACAGGAACGGAAUAUCCUUACGUUAGCACGCCUUCGCCAGAAAGGAGAAGAAGAAGAAGAAGAAGAAGAGGUGGAAGUUUCCAAAUUUGGCAUCACAGGUGCACUGGAAGGCCUUGUGUUCGUUGUCUGGGCACGGACACGACGAGGGGCGAGACCUUGGGUUGGGGAGAGACAGCCGAGCCGAGAGACAACCACACCACCAUCACCACCACCACCACUACCACCGAUAUACAUUGACUGA